UUCCACUUAGCAUCUUGCAGACAGAGUGGCUAUGUAUGUGCAUGCAUACACACUAUACAGUGCUGUCAGACCUUUUGGUUGCAGUUUCAUGUUGGGGUCCUAUGAUGAUGAUGAUGGUGCACAACUAUACAUGAUUGAUCCAUCAGGAGUUUCAUACGGUUAUUGGGGGUGUGCCAUUGGUAAAGCCAGGCAGGCUGCAAAAACAGAGAUAGAAAAACUUCAGAUGAAGGAAAUGACCUGCCGUGAUGUUGUUAAAGAGGUUGCGAAAAUAAUCUACAUAGUUCACGAUGAAGUAAAGGAUAAAGCUUUUGAGCUGGAACUCAGCUGGGUUGGAGAAAUAACCAAUGGAAAACAUGAAAUUGUUCCCAAAGACAUCAGGGAAGAAGCAGAAAAAUAUGCCAAGGAAUCUUUGAAAGAGGAAGAUGAAUCAGACGAUGACAAUAUGUAACACAUUGUUACUUCAAGACAAGUUCAACUUUUCUUAACUUACAACACGUUUGUUUAUAAUGUAUAAGCAUGGGAUGCUGUUAUGUACUUGUUGGAAGAAACUGAGUGACCAACUUGCACUAAUAAAUUUUCCAUUUUACUGUC
Messenger RNA from Fulmarus glacialis (Northern fulmar), 591 nucleotides. RefSeq names its product proteasome (prosome, macropain) subunit, alpha type, 3 (gene PSMA3). NCBI's taxonomy places the organism in Eukaryota, Metazoa, Chordata, Aves, Procellariiformes, Procellariidae. Gene Ontology annotation, cellular component: nucleus; synapse; proteasome core complex. The transcript is spliced from 7 exons. The record is from RefSeq and is a predicted model, not a curated record. The coding region runs from base 32 to 448 and encodes 138 amino acids.